GCAUCAUACGUGAGGCAAAAGAAAGACCUUUACUUUGGUGAUGGACAAAGGAAAAAGGACUGGCAUAACAAAGAAGCUAUAAGGAGGGACUCUGAGCGUGUAGGACCUGGAGAACAGGGAAAACCUUACCCAAUGACUGAUGCAGAGCGAGUGGACCAGGCAUACAGGGAAAAUGGCUUUAAUAUCUUUGUGAGUGAUAAAAUUUCUCUGAAUCGUUCCCUUCCAGACAUCAGACAUCCAAACUGCAAGAAUAAGCUGUACCUGGAGAAGCUUCCGAACACUAGCGUGAUAAUACCAUUCCACAAUGAAGGAUGGUCCUCUCUCCUCCGGACAGUGCACAGUGUCCUAAACCGCUCCCCUCCUGAGCUGAUAGCAGAGAUAGUGCUGGUGGAUGACUUCAGUGACAGAGAACACCUGAAGAAACGCCUGGAAGAUUAUAUGGCUCAGUUCCCAAAUGUGAGAAUCCUCCGAACCAAAAAGAGAGAAGGGCUGAUAAGAACUCGAAUGCUGGGGGCCUCUGUGGCGAUAGGGGAUGUCAUCACCUUCUUGGAUUCCCAUUGCGAGGCCAACGUGAACUGGCUGCCACCUCUGUUGGAUCGCAUUGCCCGAAAUCGCAAGACUAUUGUUUGUCCCAUGAUUGAUGUUAUUGAUCAUGACCACUUUGGAUAUGAGACUCAGGCUGGAGAUGCAAUGCGAGGCGCAUUUGACUGGGAGAUGUAUUACAAGAGGAUCCCUAUUCCUCCCGAGUUACAGAAACCUGAUCCCAGUGAUCCCUUUGAGUCUCCUGUAAUGGCUGGAGGACUGUUUGCAGUCGAUAGAAAGUGGUUCUGGGAGCUGGGAGGGUAUGAUGCAGGUCUGGAGAUAUGGGGAGGAGAGCAGUAUGAAAUAUCCUUUAAGGUAUGGAUGUGUGGGGGUCGCAUGGAGGACAUCCCUUGCUCUAGAGUUGGUCAUAUCUACAGAAAAUAUGUUCCAUACAAGGUUCCAACAGGAGUCAGCCUGGCAAGAAACUUGAAGCGGGUGGCUGAGGUGUGGAUGGAUGAAUACGCAGAGUUCAUAUACCAGCGUAGACCAGAGUACCGGCAUCUUUCUGCAGGGGACGUCGCAGCUCAGAAGGAACUUCGCAACAACCUCAACUGCAAAAGCUUCAAGUGGUUCAUGAACGAGGUCGCAUGGGACUUGCCAAAGUUUUACCCACCAGUGGAGCCUCCAGCAGCUGCUUGGGGAGAGAUACGCAAUGUAGGAACUGGACUGUGUGUGGAUACUAAGCAUGGAGCCCUGGGAUCCCCACUGAGGCUGGAAAACUGUGUGAAGGACAGAGGAGAGGCAGCAUGGAACAAUGUGCAGGUGUUCACGUUCAGCUGGAGAGAAGACAUCCGUCCUGGGGAUCCUCAGCAUACCAAGAAGUUUUGUUUUGAUGCCAUUUCCCACAGCAGCCCUGUAACUCUCUAUGACUGUCAUGGAAUGAAGGGGAACCAGCUCUGGAGAUACCGAAAAGACAAGACCCUCUACCAUCCAGUAAGCAGCAGCUGUAUGGACUGCAGUGAGAGUGACCGAAAGAUCUUUAUGAGUAGCUGCAAUCCUUCAUCUCCGACACAGCAGUGGAUAUUUGAACAUACAAACUCAACCGUCUUGGAAAAAUUUAACAGAAAUCUUGAUCUUUAA
Messenger RNA from Pelecanus crispus (Dalmatian pelican), 1662 nucleotides. NCBI's taxonomy places the organism in Eukaryota, Metazoa, Chordata, Aves, Pelecaniformes, Pelecanidae. The record is from RefSeq and is a predicted model, not a curated record.